CGGUGAGGGCCAGGCUUCUGAGGAAAGGAAAGUGAAAGUAACUGGGCAGAUGGUGAAGAGCUAAAGGCAAGGCCGCACGCAGUGCCUGCAGCCUCCCUCCACCUCCGGAAACUCGUGCCGCACCCGAGGGAUCCAUCAAUGGGCAAACUUCCUUGUCAGAGCUCCUGGAAAGGACAGAGGCAGUGAAAAUCUAAUCAAGAGUGAUCUUAGGCCAGCUCUAUGACCUAAGGAGAAGAUGGCAAGUGCAGGUACCCCCCUCAGCUGCAGAAUGAUCACAGGGGACCAGAACCCAGAGGAGCAGAACCCAGAGGUGCAGUUUUUCUAUGAGUUCAUAUUCAGGCUCUUCAAAGAAAAUAAGGUGGAGAUUGCAAGUGCAAUAACAAAGCCGUUUCCUUUCCUCAUGGGCCUCCGAGAUCGGGGCUUCAUCCCUGAGCAGAUGUACAAGCAUUUUCAAGAAGCUUGUGGAAAUCUGGUCCCGGUGGAAAGAGUGGUGUAUGAUGCUCUCAGUGAACUGGAGAAGAAAUUUGACAAGACAAUUCUGGAUGCCCUGUUCAGCAGAGUUAACCUGAAGGCCUAUCCUGAUUUACUUCAGAUUUGCAGAAACUUCCAAAAUGUGAUUCAUGAAAACUUCCAUUACCAAACCGUUGGUGAAGGAGAGACAAAGGAGACAUUCAACUUACAAUUAAACCGUGAACAAGUGUCCUUGGAACAGUCACCUCUCCAAAGGAACAAUGUAAUGAGGUUAGAAGAUGUACCCAGCUUACUGCCAUAUGACAGACGAGGGAACAACAAUGCCUGGUGGGAGAUCUGUGAUGGAGAAGAGCUCCAGGGAGCCUCGAACUUCCCACCAAGAUGUGAGCUGGUUUCCUGUGAGCACAAAGCUCUUCAAAGGACAAACGAAGGCAAGUCUGAAGAGAUUCCCAAACUGCAAGCAGUGACCUGUUAUCCCAAAGCUCCCCAGAUGACUCACGAAGGAAAACCCAAGGAGGUGCUCAGCCUACUACCAGUAGAGGGAGAAGAGGACAACAAUGCCUGUUGGGAGGUCUGUGACAAAGAAGAGCCCCAGGAAGCCUCGAACUCCCCACCAGGAUGUGAGUCAGUGUCCUGUGAUCCUGAAGCUUCCCAAAUGACCAACGAAGAAGAACCAGAGGAGCUGCCUAGUCAACCACUAUGUGAUGGAGAAGAAGGAAGCAGUACCUGUUCAGAAAUGUGUGAUGAAGAAGAACCCCAGGAAUCCUUGAGCUCACUACCAAAAAGGGGAGCAGUAUCUGGCAAACUAGAAGCUCUCCAAAUGAAUACAGAAGGAGAUUCUGAAGAGCUAACUUCUAGUCCACUAUCUUAUGAUGGACAAGGAGCAGAGCUACCAACAUUUGGAAAUGAGAAGUGUUCCUGUGUUAUGUGUUUCUCAAAAGAUGUGCCAGGAGGUCCAGAAGGAAGUACUGAAAGUAAAGAAGCUAGUGACAUGAUGGAUACUGUGGAUCUUGGAAACAACUCUACUUUGGGAAAACUCAAGAGGAAAAGAAAAAAAAAGAAAGGGCAUUCCUGGACAAGAGUAAAAAUGAAAUAUCGGAGAAACAUACAUCAAAAAGACAAUAGCAACGCUGCUGGCCAACUGGCCUCGAGUGGAAAGAAGGUGAAAAGGCAUCUGCAGGACCCUGCCAAAAUCAGGCGGAGAAGGAGAGGCAGACAGAGACUCCACUUAACUCAUAGUGGCAGAGCCCUACAGAAAAAAGUUAAGUCAAGAGGGCAAAGAAAGCACAGAUAUGAAAAAGUGGAUUUUCACUCUCAGAUACUUCCUGUGACCUGUGGUAAGGUGAAGGGGAUGUUACAUAAGAAGAAAUUGGAAGAAGGAGUUUUGGUGAAGUGUAUACAGAGUGAGAAUGGAGACUGGUUCACCCCCAGGGAAUUUGAAAUCAGAGGAGGCCACGAAAGAUCCAAGAACUGGAAGAUAAGCGUUCGCUGUAGUGGGAUGCCCCUACGUUGGCUGAUCGAGAAAAGAUUUCUCCAUAACCCUCCAAGGAAAUAUGGCAGGAUAAGAAAGAAAGGAGUACCGAAGUCUCACGACAAUACUUUAGAUAACCUUUGUCUGGGAAACUCAGAUGUGUGUGAGACGUGCCGGGAUGGAGGAAAGCUGUUUUGCUGUGAUACUUGUUCGAGAUCUUUUCAUGAGGACUGUCACAUCCCACCUGUGGAAACUGAGAGGAGCCCGUGGAGUUGCACCUUCUGCAGGAUGAAGGAGUCUUCUGGAAGCCAGCAGUGUCUCGGGCAAUCUGGGGUCCUGGCAAGGCAGAUGCAGCCCGAGGAGCAGUUGAAAUGUGAGUUCCUCCUCUUGAAGGUCUAUUGUCAUACAGAGAGCACCUUUUUUGCGAAGAUUCCAUACUACUAUUAUAUUAAAGAGGCUUCUGAAAACCUAAAGGAACCCAUGUGGUUGGACAAGAUCAAGAAGAGGCUGAAUGAGCAGGGUUACUCCCACGUGGAGGGGUUUGUGCAGGACAUGCGCCUCAUCUUUCAGAACCACAGGGCAUCUUACAAGUUCAACGACUUUGGCCUAAUGGGACUUAGACUGGAGGCAGAAUUUGAGAAGAAUUUCAAGGAAGUGUUCACUAUUCAGGAAACAAAUGAGGACAGUUCACUGGAAUAGUGGAUGUUGUUAGUGUCCUGGAAAACCCCUUUUGGAGCAGACUUCUCAUCCCCCAGCCGCAUGGAAGGCUGGCUGCUGACACCGCCCCUCCCCAGAGCAUUGCCUUCAGCAAAUGCAGCCAGCUUCACCUGGAGGGUUACACUUCCUUGGCCUGGGGGCCAGCCUCCAGUGCCAAGGUGGAUUCAACCUUGUGUUAUGAUUCAUGCUCCCGUGUUCCUCGUGAGAUCGGGCUGGAGCUAGUCUGUGGCUGUAAUCACAUCCUUGCUUAGCUUUUCCUGCAAUCUUGCUUCCCUCCCCCCUUUCUCCCAAAGAAGCUCACAAUAAAUCACUUACUUAAGAGA
Eubalaena glacialis (North Atlantic right whale) is the source of this 2982-nucleotide messenger RNA. RefSeq names its product SP140 nuclear body protein (gene SP140). Gene Ontology annotation, cellular component: nucleus. The transcript is spliced from 27 exons. The coding region runs from base 236 to 2641 and encodes 801 amino acids. Gene Ontology annotation, biological process: regulation of transcription by RNA polymerase II. Gene Ontology annotation, molecular function: DNA binding; DNA-binding transcription factor activity, RNA polymerase II-specific; protein binding. NCBI's taxonomy places the organism in Eukaryota, Metazoa, Chordata, Mammalia, Artiodactyla, Balaenidae. The record is from RefSeq and is a predicted model, not a curated record.